Acromyrmex echinatior (Panamanian leafcutter ant) is the source of this 5125-nucleotide messenger RNA. Its product is annotated as vitellogenin-1. NCBI's taxonomy places the organism in Eukaryota, Metazoa, Arthropoda, Insecta, Hymenoptera, Formicidae. Gene Ontology annotation, molecular function: lipid carrier activity. The record is from RefSeq and is a predicted model, not a curated record. Gene Ontology annotation, biological process: lipid transport.
GCGAGUCAAACUGACAUAGCAUAUGGAGCGUAUAUAAAUCCGAUUGAGAAGAAGGAGCUUUCAUUUUGCAUUUGACACUAUUCGCAUCAUAUCAUGUGGCUGUAUCUGGCUUUUUUCUUAAUCAUUGAAGCGGUCAUAGCCGAUCACAAUCAUGCAUGGGAAACAGGAAACGAAUAUCAUUAUCUUAUAAAAAGUCGGACAUUGACGGGCUUAGACGGGCUAGCUGAGCAGUAUUCCGGAAUUUUUAUGAGAGGUAAAUUCACCAUUCAAGUGAAAUUAUCGGAUACGCUGCAGGCUGUGGUAUCUGAGAUGCAGUAUGCUUCGGUGAACGAAAUAUUGUCGGAUAUUUCGGAUGAAAUCACAAACCAUGAGUUUCGCAAGCUUUCUAUAUCGGGAAAGUCCUUCGAGAUCAAGCUCAAACGGGGAAUAAUACGAGAUAUGUUAAUUGAUCAGAAUGUGCCUACUUGGGAGGUAAAUUUGCUAAAAAGUAUUGUGAGUCAGCUGCAGAUUGACACAGAGGGUGAGAAUGCAAUAGCAAGUAGAAGCACUAUGGUGCCCAACGACAAUCAAUCUUUUAGUGAAUUUAAAGUCAUGGAGGAUUCAGUUGGCGGCAAAUGCGAAGUCCUUUACAGUAUUUCGUCAGUGAAGGGAGAUAAUUUAUCAAUAUCUUUGCCACAUCUCCACAAAGAUGCUCAACAAUUUAUUAUUACAAAAACGAAGAAUUAUUCCAGAUGCGAACAGCGAGUAGCUUAUCAUUCUGGUAUCAUUAGUAAAAUGAAUUGGAAACCAGGAUCUAACGAUGGAUUUCUUUCGAGAUCAUCUUCAAAUAAUAUUAUCAUCUCCGGUAACCUGAAACGUUUCACUAUUCAAUCUUCCAUGAUGACAAACCAGAUGUUAAUAAACUCUAAUAAAUUUAACAAUACAUACUCUGGCGCUGUUUACAGUGGUAUGAAUUUAACUUUGGAUAGAAUGAAUCGGAUCUCCAACCCUAUGCCUGUGUCCAACAAUCUCAUGUCAACCGGGAAUUUAGUGUACACUUACAACAAUCCGUUCUCUAGCCAACGCAAACCGCGUCGUCCGAAUGUCAGUCAAAGUUCCUUGGCUCAAUCAUCCGAGAACAGUAAUUCUAACAAUUCUAGCGAGGAAAACUAUAACGAAGAUGACAACUUCAAGAGCGCGGAUCAAGAUUAUUUUCAACCUAAACCGAAAUUGAAUGAAGCUCCGGAGAGUCCACUAUUACCCUAUUUCAUUGGAUACAAAGGCAUGAGUAUUUUAAAUUCCGAAGAGAAUUAUACUCGGAUAGCGAUCCGCCUGAUCGGUCGAACGUUAAUACAUGACGAUUAUCCAACUGAACAUUUUUCCCCGGAGCAAAUGAACGACCGAUACAUCAAUGCUUUAGAACGAUUCACAAUUCUGGUUAGAUUGAUUCGCACUAUGAAUGUUGAACAGAUCGCUGAAAUAGAUAACGAAGUGCCCAAAAUGUAUAAUACUAUAAACUCGUUUACUGAAAGCGAUUUUAAUUUAACACAUCAAAAUGUAUGGAGUGCCUUUAGCUGUGCCGUUGCGAACGCCGGAACUGGUCCCGCUCUCAUCACCAUAAAAAAUUGGAUAAAGUCUGGAAAACUCGAGGGAAUACAAGCGGCGCAGAUUAUUUCGAAAAUUCCUAAAUCCGCGCUCGCACCUACAACGGAAUAUGUCGCAGCGUUUUUCCAACUGAUUACCGAUGAAAAAGUGACAAAACAGAGAUUUUUGAAUACAACUGCAUCUUUGUCAUUCGCCGAAUUGGCUCGUUACACUCAAAGCAACAAAUUAUCUAUUUACUAUCCGGUCUACAGUUUCGGCCGUAUGGUUCCUAAACAUGACAUUGAACUUCUUGAAACUUAUAUUCCGUAUAUGACUACCCAAUUAAGAAAAGCCAUUGAGGAAGGCGACAGUCAUCGAAUUCAAACGUACAUCAUGGCAUUGGGUAAUUUCGGUCAUCCGAAAAUACUUUCCGUUUUUGAGCCAUAUCUGGAAGGCACAAUUCCGAUAUCGAAAUUCCAACGUUUGAUGAUGGUCAUCUCAUUAAGCAAACUAACCGAAAGCUAUCCGAGAGUUGUCAGAUCCGUCGCCUUGAGGAUUUAUUUGAAUUUAAAGGAGGCCUAUGAAUUACGUUGUGUAGCUGUUCACAUCAUAAUGAAAACCAAUCCAUCCCUAAUAAUAUUGCAGCGAAUAGCGGAAUUCACUAAUCAGGAUCAGGAUCGGCAUGUAAAUUCUGUUGUCAAAACCAGUAUUAAAUCCCUCAUUAAUUUAGAACAAUCAGAAUGGAAAGAUCUCGCUGAAAAGGCGCGUAUCGCUAGCAAGCUAUUGAAUCCUAACAUUAGCGAGGACAAUUAUUCUCAGAGCAUUUUUAUGCAAACGAAAAUCGCCUCCUUAAACAUUGCUCAAACAAACAGCUUUCAGAUAAUUGGUAGCGAUGACACUAAUACACCUAAAGGUGCAUUUAUUGAUAUACUUCAAUCUUACGGUGGAUUAAAUCUACCCCUGACAAAAAUGGCAUAUGCAGUAUCAAGCAUCGAAGAAUUAAAACAGAAGUGGUUAGAUAUAUUGCUAGGUAAACGGCUCUGGAUGUCUCAAAAUCAAACCAGGAAGGAAUGGAUGAUUGAAACGAUAGUUAAAAAGCUUGGUAUUGAACCCGAAAAUGCAGAACAGCUCGAAGGAAAUUUCUUUGUGGACUCUGUAUUUUCUUUAGGAUUCUAUCCCUUUGACAAUCAUACGCUUGAAGAAUUCACGAAUAUGUUGAAAAUGUAUUAUAAAUCGAUAUCGCAGACAGGAUCAUAUAUUUUUGAAUACAAAAAUGUAAAUGAUAUAAACCAUUACGACAUAACGUUGGGAUUCCCGACUGAAACCGGUCUGCCGUUCAUCUAUACCUUAACAGUACCGAAAAUAACGUCCAUUAACAAGGGAGGAUCUGUUAAAGUCACACACUUACAAAAUGAUAGCUUUAUAGAAUUGGCAGUAACAGGUUAUAUAGUAUCAAGUGAGAAGAUCCAAAGUAGAAUUGGUUUCGUAACACCUUUCGAGCACAAACACUACAUUGCUGGUGUUGAUAUCAAUACGCAUAUUGCUAUACCAGCUGGAUUAAAUGUCAAAACGAGAGGUAACGGUACAUUUGAAUUGAAGAUACAUCCUCAAUAUAACCCUCGUGUUGGCAGGGUUUCAAUCAGGCGAUUAGCCAUUCACCAUAGUGUGAUUCCUUAUACCUCAAGACAAGACAUUCUGCAACUUCUAGAGUUUAGCAAUGACACGCAUCUAGUACACACAAAAAAACCGAAUGAAGUUCAGUUUUCGAUAGGUAACUUGACACUCUCCGCAAGAAGUGAUGUUAUUGACAGCGAUAUGUCGCAGGAGAAGGGACUUGAAAGCCUUAUUAAGCUUUCUACUAUAUUUUAUUUAAAUCUUGGUGCCCAUUACAGGAGAUUCGAUGCAAUCUUAUAUCCCGUAGAAGCACAAGUAAAUCUAACUCGUUAUGUCAAGAGGACCAAUAGAAGUUCGGAAGCAACAAUUCCUACAAUAGUUGACAAACGGCCUAAAUAUAGAUCUGACAAUUAUGUAUAUUCUGUCACUACAUCUACAAUAUACGACAUAAGUGUUUUAGUUGAUAAUAAUUAUUACGUUUUCACCUUCGUUUUGGGAGACAGCUUCGAUAAAUUGCAGACUCUUUUUUAUGGAAAUGUCCAAUCGCUAGAUGGGGAAGUCUUCUGGGAGUUUUGCAGUGUUAAUAGCAUUGUUGGAUUAUCACAGUACAAUUAUCUAAAUGUUGAGAAAGCAGUCGAAACGAAUCCGAUUUACGAAUUUAAUGCUGAAAUGCGAUAUGGAAGUUGUGCAAAUGGAGAGACGAUUAAACUCAAAGGAAAUUUAAGUCGCACUAACGAUGUUAUAAAGAAGGCAAUGAAAUCCGAGGUAGUCAAAGAGUGUCGACAACAGAUGAAGCAAGGCAAUAUUUGGUUACCAACUUGUCAAAAGGCCCACGAAUUAAUCCAACAGAGAGAUCUUCUGAUGAUGUCAGUGGAAACAAAUUCGGAUAAUUUCUAUUUGCUUGCGAACAGAAUGAUCUUGAUGAUCAAGAUGAUGAUUUCCGAUAAUAAUAUGAAAAUAUCAAAUUUAGAAAGCGUUAGUAAGACCAUGGAUGUAAAAAUAAAAAUGUCGCUUGACAAUAAUGAUGUGAACAUUUCUUUGAGCACUUCGCAAGUGGAUGUUUCGUUCCUUCUGUCGCACUUUAUUGAAGAUCCUAAUGUUAUCUUUUCUAAUUGUACACUAAACAAGCUUUUUAAAGAAGAUUUGAAAGGAGAUAUGUGCGUUCUCGACAAAACCCAAGUUGUAACUUUUGACGACAAGGUCUAUCCCUUAACAUUAGGAAAAUGUUGGCACGUAAUGAUGGCGCCUUAUCCAAAGCGAGAUUCCAAUAAUCCCGAAAAAAUUUUAGUAUAUCCAUAUGAUAUAAGGGCAAUUGUCAUGGCUCGAGAAAUGGACGACGGCACUAAACAGGUAUGGAUAAUCUUGGGUUAUGAAGAAAUUCAUCUGCGAAAAUUGGACGAUCGUCUCCAAGUUUCUAUCGUUGGUGGUGAGGAAUAUGAUUCUCAUUUCUCGAGUCAUAAGAGCUACGGACAAACUGAUUUAUAUGCAAUUUAUCAAAAGAAUGGAAUAAUCGUAAUGCAUUCGCUGCAAUAUAAUAUCCACAUCGUAUAUGAUGGAGAACGUAUUCUACUUCUGGUACACGAUAAAUAUCUCUAUACCGUACGCGGUCUCUGCGGUAAUUACGACAUGCAAUCCAACAACGAUUUUGUUACCCCUAAGAAUUGCAUCCUGACGAAACCCGAAGAAUUCGCUGCUACAUAUGCCCUGACUUAUCGGGAGGACUGUGAAGGACCCGCUUUGCAGAACAAACUAAAAGCCGAACAAUCCACAUGCAUUUCGAGAUCGUACAUUCCGGGUGACGUCAUCAGUGAAAGAGAAAAGAGAAGAUGCAACUAUCAUUAAAAUAAUCGAUAUGUUUAAGGAAAGAACAGCAAUAAUCGAAUAGUUUUUUUUAUCAAAACUGAUAAGUACUGUAAGCCUGUGGAAUAAAAAUGAGAAGUCAAAAAUA